AUGACACGCCGAGGCCAGAUGGCAAGGCGACAACACAGCACGACAAGGCAAGUCGCGCAUGGUUAUAUCUUGUCCGGUCUUCGUGCUGAAACGUGGAAAUUGUACAUUGAACAGGCAAUCAAACAGGAAGAAGAAUACCUCAAAGCAUGUAACAUGGAAAUGGACACAAUGCUUCUAUUUGCAACUCUGUUCUCCGGGGUGCUUACUGCCUUCGUCAUCGAAUCCUAUCCAAGCCUGGAGGCGGACACCGGUGACGUGGCCGUUCAACUAUUGCAGCAGAUCCUCGUCACCCUGCAAGCAAAUAGUACCGCGCCACCGACGGAGACCAUUCAUGUCGACCAGUUCUUCCAGCCCGACAGCUCUGCUGUACGCGUUAACUCGUACUGGUUUGCCGCAUUGGUUGUCAGUAUCUCGACCGCAUUCCUCACCAUCCUCGCCAAGCAGUGGCUCUUCAGUUUGAGUCGGGGAUUAGCAUCCACUGAGGAAAUGAUGGGGCGGCAACAGCAGUAUCGACACGACAACCUGAGCGCCUGGAGGCUGGCCCCGAUCCUGCUCGCGCUUCCCGUCCUGCUCCAUAUAUCACUAUUGCUGUUCCUCAUAGGCCUAGUGGAGUUUCUCCUACCGAUCAAUAAAAUCGUCGCCACUGUCGCCGGAAGCCUUGCUGCGGCCACUAUCCUAUUCUACGCCAUCACGCAUAUCGUAUCUCUCGUUCGCCCUGCCUGCCCAUACCGGACCUCCGUUACAAAUGUAAUCCUCGCCUGUAAUGAUUCCUUCUUCAGGGAGGUGAUGGCCGAUUGGUGGAGUAUCAAGACUGUCAUCGAGAUCCGGCUCCCCAUGUUCAUCCGAUCAUGGCUUCGGUCGCUGUCCGCAGAGAGCCUGGAGGCCUACGACUACACUAUCGGCGCUCUCGGACACCCAGGCUUGUGGAGAAGGAAGAACAAGGCUUGGUGGUCGCAAAAGCUCUCAAGGAUAUUCACGCCGGAGUACUGGGAGGACAAGUACAUCGCGAGCAACGCAGAGGAGAUAGAUGCUCGCGCGCUUGCGAGAAUGGUCAAAAUGUUCCCGCGCUCGGAGGCAUGCCCUCAGCUUCUCGUGGAAGAUCUCGUCCGAUUCCGCGGUCUCGUGGCACACAGAGACAUCCUGCUCGAGGCGGGUGCAAUUGGAUUAGUAGUGCGAAACCUCCGCAGCAUCUACGGAGGGGCUUUGGGUAACUUACCUGCGGAAACACGGGAGGUGGUUUUGCGCUUGGCCGGCGCGCUGGCACGAAUGGUGACCGAAGCCGAAGAAGACGACCCCCGCACCCCCGUGCGUAUCUCAGGUAUCCCGCUUCCCUUGGAUCCUGCAAUUGCCAGCGACGUUCUGCUCGGCGAUGAUGGCAUCAGAUCCUUGACUGCCUCCAGCCUGUGCGUGCCUGACGCGCCUGUCCGCGACCACGGAAAUCUCACGUUCUUCGCGAACAUGCUGCGGCUUCACCUCGUAGUCUCCUCUGACCAAUGGUACUGGCGACCGAUCAAGACCUCAGUCGAAGGGUUUCAUAACCGCAUACUAGAUCGGCUCGAAAUCACCAACCUUGGAGAUGAGCACCUCCUUACGCUUGUCAACACCACAAUUUAUAUCGCCAUGCGACCAAUUCAAGUGGAGUCGGACAGUAUUCGCGCCUGGGCAGAGGAUCGUCCUCAAGCGCAGAACUCGGAUCGUGCGCUGGAGAUUUUGACCACGAUCAUGCUCCAGAACCCGGGCAUGGGGCAUGCCGUCCGGCGUCAGAUCUGUUGGGGAAUCUGGCGAUGCCACAAGCAAAUACCGGCCCGCGGCAAAUACAUACAGUUCGGAUCGCUCAUUCCUAUAGUGGCGAAGACAGAGCACUUGGCAGAGCAUCUGGCCGACUUCUUGGCAUCUCCUAAAAAUCACAUUAUUGCCAUUGGUUCCCCUGUCCAGCGUGCGGUGCUCGCUUUAACGGAGGGGCUGAUGCGUUCCUCUUCCAAGGAGACCGUGGAGGUCGACCAGCGUGACAGAGACCGACUCCUUUUUACCCUGACGAACGCAUUGCCAGACUUCCUGGACGUGUUGUGUCUACAAUACUGCGAAGGGGAGAUCUCUUCACUUAUCUCUUUUUUCCGACAGACCGCCACCAUCUGUGUUCUGAUACUCUCUGCUGAAGGCGGCGACAACGCUGAGAGGCCAGUCCUGGACAAGAAGCGCCUCCUGCGCUCGUUAUGUGGGCUACUAGUGCAAGUAGCCCGCGGAGCCGGGCAACCCCCGACUCCCACACGUCGCCAGUCUAGGACAUCGUUAGUCCAGGAGAAAGAUUCAGCGUCACAUAUCCAGGAGAUGACAGCACCUGCGCACACUCUACCUCUCACUCGUACCUCAUCAGGAGCCUCAUUCACCCAGGAAAAUGUGACCGAUCCAGUCCAUGAAGUGGCGGUCUCGAAUCUAGACGGCAUGACAUUCGAUUCUCAGCCCGGUUCGCAAACGAGUGACAAUGAUAGCCUUCGGCGUAUCGCAUACGGUACUGCUUGCCAAAUCGCACUUCUUGAGCUGUCGGCCAAGAAAAUCAUUCAGGACGUACCACAACACAAGCCUGCCUUUGAGGCCGUUUCUACAGAGACACUCGUCAAGGAGGGGUUUCUACCUGUUCUGCAUGCCGCACCGUCACUGUCCACAUAUUCAGAGGAGAUAAAGACGGUGCUAUCUAUCAUUGCGACCUUAUCCUGCAAUCGCGAUGCAACCGUUCUCGACAUGGAGAUCCUGAAGGCCCUGCGCGACCCAUCGAACGCGAUGCCGGAUCUACUCCUUCGAUUAAACCACAUACAAGGGUACAAGGACUGCCUUGAUGCAGCGUUACACAACCUUGUGGAAACCCUUGCAUGA
This is a messenger RNA of Postia placenta MAD-698-R-SB12, 2871 nucleotides long. RefSeq lists its product as hypothetical. The coding region runs from base 1 to 2871 and encodes 956 amino acids. The record is from RefSeq and is a predicted model, not a curated record. The transcript is spliced from 3 exons. NCBI's taxonomy places the organism in Eukaryota, Fungi, Basidiomycota, Agaricomycetes, Polyporales, Adustoporiaceae.